AUGAUUACACCACUGAUUCAGUCCUCAAAGCUAAUGGGAGAGAAAAUAGGCAUUGAGCCAAUCCUUCAGGAGUCUCGAAAUAAAAAAAAAAAAAAGAAAACGCCUGAGGAGAAAGCAAGUGAUGAAUCUCAUUCUUUUGAUUCCACCACGCAGUUAAGAGUUAGAUUGUUGCAGGUUCUUGAUACAAUCAUCACGCAAAUGGAAGGAAGACUUGUGGCUUUAAAAGAGGUAGCAUAUGAUUUUGGAUUCCUAAACGGGGUUUCUAUCAAAACAACUACUUUGGAUGAAUUAAAAAAUCAAGCCACAGAUCUUGCACUUAAGUAUCCUGCUGACUUAAAUGCUUACGAAUUUACAUCAGAAAUAGAAAGCUUCAAAUGCCAAGAUGGCCUUGAGAAUAUUCCUAAGCAUCCCAGUGAUAACUGCUACGUGCAAACGUUCGUUCAGCAAACUUAG
This is a messenger RNA of Psylliodes chrysocephalus, 453 nucleotides long. The record is from the annotation of a GenBank genome assembly. NCBI's taxonomy places the organism in Eukaryota, Metazoa, Arthropoda, Insecta, Coleoptera, Chrysomelidae.